AUGGUAAAAAUUAAACAUAAAAAUAUUUAUGACUGGCUCAUAGAAGAUUUUCAAGAAUUCUACAGUUAUAAAAAUUGUCAAUCGUAUUAUAGUGAAAAAUUUUGUUCAACCGGACCACUUUAUUCAGAAGAUGGGAAUAUAUUAAAAGAUAACCAUGAAUUUAUUUGGCGGCUAAAAUUAUUACCUAGACAUAUAGAUAGUUAUAUAUCAUUGUACAUUUGGCCUAUUCAAAGUGAACAUGAACAAGAUUAUAAGUUAGAAACAAGAGUUAUGAAAUUUAAGUUGGAAAUUUUUAGAAUCAAUAAUAACAGUAACAGUAAUGGCAACAAUAAUUACUUGUUGGCUCUAGAUGAGAAGAAUUUAGAAAAGUUGGAUUGUUAUGGAUAUUUAUCAGAGAAAAAAUUUAUAUUUAAUUCAGAUAGACCAUGUCAAGGCGUACCCGAGUUUUGUAAAAUUAGUCAAAUAUUCCCUGAUAAAGAUUACAAGAAAAAAACUAAUUUAUUGAUUCGUAUCCAAUUCACAUAUCCUUCUUUUAAUCAAAUCAAUGCGAAUACUAGUGAGGACGAAGAGUCAAACAAACAACUAGCGAUUAUUGAAAACCCAAUUUGUUUUGAUUUGGAAGAAUAUAUUAAUAAUGAGAAAUUUAGUGAUGUAACUUUUGAAUUUGGAUGUGGCAAUCAAUUGAAAGCAAGCAAAAUAAUAUUAUCAAUAAGAUCAGACUAUUUUAAGAAAAUGUUUAACGGAGAAUGGAGUGAAUCCAAUUCAAAUGUUAUCAAGAUGGAUGAAAAUAUAUCAUCUGAAUGUUUCAAAGAAAUUUUAUAUUUCUUGUAUACCAAUAGAAUUCAAGAUAAUUUAUCAUUUAAUGUUUUAAAAGAUAUUUAUUCAGAAGCAGAUAUGAGAGAUUUGGAGGAAUUAAAAGAUUUGACUGCAAAAAAAUUUAUUAAAAUGAUUGAUAAAAAUAAUUGGAGUGAGAUUUUGUUGUUGGGAUGGAAUACUAAUAAUUCAGAUUUAAAUAAUACUGCAUUGAAAUAUAUUAAUAAGAAUUGGUCUAGUGUUAGGGAUAGCGAGCAAAUGAAAAGUAUAUUAAGUUGUGUUGAUGUUGAUUUGACCGAAUCAUUAUUUUGUGCUAGAUUCUUUGGUAAAUUUCUUUGA
Messenger RNA from Entrophospora sp. SA101, 1152 nucleotides. The record is from the annotation of a GenBank genome assembly. NCBI's taxonomy places the organism in Eukaryota, Fungi, Glomeromycota, Glomeromycetes, Entrophosporales, Entrophosporaceae.